UCAGCGAUGGAACUAGGCUAGGACGAAACACCGCAAUUUCCAGUCAAUUUGUUUAUUUUUUCAUUUCAAUUUGAAAAAAAAAAAUUGAAAGUCAUGAUAAAAUAUUCGAAAUUCUUCACCCCUUGGACCGCUUUAUUUUUUAUUAUUUUAAAAGUUUUUGUAGCUUCCGACGUUUCGUCUACGGGAAUAAAAAGACAAGAUGGUGUCAAAUUGACAAAUCGUUUGUUGGAAUCUGUUCAUGGUGUUGGAUUUAUCAUGUGUAUAAGAGAAUGUCAAACGCGGGGGGAUUGCUUCUCCGUGAGCUACAGUAGAUCCCAUCUUAUCUGUGACUUACACCGGAGCAGUGUCCGAAAGGAAAACGACGCCUCAUUGGUGUCUGAGGAUCCGCUUUUCACAUACGUGGACAUGGCAGAUGUUGCUUCUAGCCCGUUGUCCUCUUGCUCUUCAACCGGAAGUUGUGGAUCCUUGGCGACUAAAUGUGUCCAGCUGAGUAGUCAGAAGACGGUGUGUGUGAACCCAGUUCCCAGGCCAUCUAUUAAGACUUCUACACCGCUGUCUGCCUCGAGUAUUGUGCAAAGUACGACUUCGGUAUCAACUGCAACUGAUUCGUCAUCGAUUUCAACAACUCCAAAUUCAUCUUUUUGUCCAGCACCGUUCAUAGAAAGUGACGACGGGAAGUUAUGUAUUUCCAUCAUGCAGAACAAAAUGUCACGUGACAACGCCAAAUCCGAGUGCCAAAAGACAAGCAACUGUUUAUUACUUCGAAUUGAUUCGGAAGAAGCACAGAAUAGUAUUUCAGCUUUCCUGACGAAGCAUAUGAACUCUAAUGUGGGUAACAUGUGGAUUGAUGGAACAUACGAGAAUUCAAAGUGGACACUUUCUUCGGGUGAAAUGGUGUACACAAACUGGAAGUCUAAGAGAUCGCCUAAAGCAGGGGAGGACUGUAUCUUAUUGAUGUCAGACAACUCUAAAUGGGAUCCAACCCUAUGCUCCGCUAAAAAUUCCUUUCUGUGUGAAAUUAAGAUUACAUGAUAGCUAACAUUUUGACCCAAAUUUGUAUGUAUAAUUGUAGUUUCAUCUUUAGUAUGUUGCUACUUACUUUUGGACAAGGUGGAUGGCAAAAUCAGAUAAAAACGGAUAGUUUUUUUUCUAGCCCUACCGGCGCUAAAAUUUUCAAAUCACUCAACUCGGUCCUCAAAUUAAAUCCUUAAAUGAAAAGUGCAUACAUUUUAGGUAAAAACUUAUACUUGAAACUGAGUAUUGACUUGAAGCUGAGUAUUGACUUGAGGCUGAGUAUUGACUUGAGGCUGAGUAUUGACUUGAGGCUGAGUAUUGACUUGAAGCUGAGUAUUGACUUGAGGCUGAGUAUUGACUUGAGGCUGAGUAUUGACUUGAGGAAAGCUGGUGACGGUUGGCGUUAUCCUUUUCCUCAAAAUCCCACGAUGCAAUGACAUUACUCUUAAACCAAUGACGUGAUUUGAAAAAAACAAAACCCUGUACAUUGUGUAUUUAGCCAAAGUGUUUUCAUUGUUAACGAAGAUUGCUUUGUUGAAAAUCAGCAGGAAAUCUGCACUGGGUUUUCAGGAUGAACACAUACUAUUUGUUUGUACAAUUGUUGAACUGUUGAUUUAGAUUAAACUAAUACAUAUUUCUAGUUGUUUACAUUUAAAUACAAAUGAUGCUGCUCUGUUGUGGGAGUCUGGUACUAAAUCAAUAAGCUGACGUGUAUCUAUUGCGUAUUUAUC
Messenger RNA from Magallana angulata, 1745 nucleotides. RefSeq lists its product as uncharacterized. Lineage: Eukaryota; Metazoa; Mollusca; Bivalvia; Ostreida; Ostreidae. Bases 94 to 1032 code for a protein of 312 amino acids. The record is from RefSeq and is a predicted model, not a curated record. The transcript is spliced from 4 exons.